AUGCACCUGCAGCGCUGUGGACCUCUGGGACCCUCUCCAAACCGAACCUGCUUCGGGCUCUGCGGUUCUCCUGAUGUAUGUGGGCCCGUCCUGGUGUCCCGUCCCACAGCGGUUGCGCCCCCCUCUGGAGACUGGAUUAAACGCGCCCUGGGGCUCUCAGCUGUGUUCGCUGCUUGUCAAACUCGCUGCUUUAUGGCCUUCAUUAGUGAGGGAGGUGGGCCGCAUGUGCUCUGGGUGUUUUACUGCCACUGCUGUCUGCAAAGUCCAGAGAUCAGGACAGACCCCGCACUCACUAAAUCACCUCAACUAGUGGACUUUUCCGAGGGCAAGCCGGAUGAGAGAAAAUGA
Molecule: messenger RNA, 348 nt
Organism: Knipowitschia caucasica
Lineage: Eukaryota; Metazoa; Chordata; Actinopteri; Gobiiformes; Gobiidae
Source: the annotation of a GenBank genome assembly